Amoebophrya sp. A25 is the source of this 1761-nucleotide messenger RNA. The record is from the annotation of a GenBank genome assembly. NCBI's taxonomy places the organism in Eukaryota, Dinophyceae, Syndiniales, Amoebophryaceae.
CUAGAAACAGCACGUCACGGUGAGCAAUAUGCGUCCUGCUUUUAGAUGUUCAUGCACCGUCUUUAUACUUGCUUCCCUUGUUUUUCAAGAAUUGGAUUUUUCGAUUUUUUUGUCGGAUAAAGAUGUCACGGUGCCCAGUCGACCUGCUUCAACAUGCAAUUUUUUAUCUGCUAAAAAAAAAGAUACACGAGGUCCAUAUCAUCUAAAUGUAGUUGAAGAUGGCCCUGCUGGUCCUCGUAAGCAAGCUAAAGCUGUCUCGUCACAUGCGACGUUUUGGGGUAAGAGACGCUUUCUUGGCUUUGCCGCAGCACAAGCAGAAAAUGCGGAUUCCCAUUCGCGGCUGGCGUUGAGAACGCUGUUGCGAAAUGCGACAGAAUUUUACCAGCGCUGGCCCUCUGCGCGGAGCGUCCUCCAUCGCAGAGACCAUAGCGGACCAGAUGCAAACGCAAAUUUUUCUGCUCAACAAGAACGCGACAGCAUCUCCAUCAAUGUCCAAGAUGCUGAAUCCUCGUUCCAUAAGACGCAGGUCGAGGUACCGAAUCUACAGCGCAUCGGGGAAGCACGAAAAUGGUAUGAUGUUCCUUCGCUUUUCGCGCAGUGCGGCCUCCGCGACUUUGGACGUGAGUUCAAACGCUUCGCCCACGAAAAGGUCACCGCCAGUUCCAAGUCCUGUUGGGAUGACUUUGAUAAGUUUAUGGCCCCAGUUCAUGGUUGUAGUUACAGGGAGUUUCUCCAAUUAUAUGUACUUGAUGUAGUUCAGUAAAUUCUUGAAGUAUCAUCUUCAUGCCUAUCAUCGAUAGAAGAGCCGAAAUAGCGAAAAUAGUGCAACGGGUUGCACUUCUAACCCGAGCGGUUACUUAGGCGGGCGCUUAGCAGAAGUACCAGAGCGACGUGUGCUAUCUACUACAACCCCUUCUCCACAGACACACACAGGUACACACACACACACCGCCACAAAAACAAUUUUACUUUUCGGACUCAUUGUAUAGAAGAGCCGAAAUAAUAGCGACUUUCUUGCACGUGAAAGGCACUUCUAACCCGAGCGGUUACUUAGGCGGGCGCUUAGCAGAAGUGCCAGAGCGACGUGUGCUAUCUACUACAACUCCUUCUCCACAGACACACACAGGCACACACACACACACCGCCACAAAAACAAUUUUACUUUUCGGACUCAUUGUAUAGAAGAGCCGAAAUAGCGAAAAUUGCACGUCGAAAGCACUUCUAACCCGAGCGGUUACUUAGGCGGGCGCUUAGCAGAAGUACCAGAGCGACGUGUGCUUGUGGAGAUCGGAAGCUUUGACGCGGCCUCGAUCAAAGAGCUCUUUGAGAAGAAGCUGUUGGGGGACGCAGGUAAGGAAUAUGUUAUUAUUUUUACCCGAUGAGAGGCAGUGGCUAUGUUAUUAUUACUUAAUUAACUAAUAAUAAUUAAAAAUCUUUGCUACCUCUCGAAUGGGUACACUACUACUACUACUACUACUUUCCGUGCUUUUUCUCCUCAUGUUCUUGUUCAUUAUUUGAGCUACUAGCGGUCGUCACGGUUUAAUCCUAGUACAGUGCAUCAUUCAUGAUCAUUCUCUCCAAGCAACUCAGCCUCGUCACGCUUCCGCUCUUAUUCUUUCGAGCCUCACCCAGAAGCUUUUGAGGAAAAAAUGCGACCGAACUUGGACUGCGAGUGGAUGCGUCCAUUUGCGACCGGCAUCAAUCUGGGUUUUGACCGGAAGAACGAAACUCUCUGCUUCGACCGUGAGCAUGAUGAUGUAA